This is a messenger RNA of Saprolegnia diclina VS20, 427 nucleotides long. RefSeq lists its product as hypothetical. NCBI's taxonomy places the organism in Eukaryota, Oomycota, Saprolegniomycetes, Saprolegniales, Saprolegniaceae. The record is from RefSeq and is a predicted model, not a curated record. Bases 8 to 262 code for a protein of 84 amino acids. The transcript has 2 exons.
UGCGCGCAUGACGCCGCCAACUGGCCUCUUCACAGCGUCCCCCAAGGUAGCGUGCUCGUACAAGUCACGUCGGUGCAGUGACCCGCGCGCGCUCAAGCGCAACGGCCAAAUGCCCACGCUCUGCGAGUUUCACCGCGCGCGUCAAAACACGCACCAGCGCAAGAGGAUCGCAAGCUCAAGGUCGCACGGCAGUCGCAAUGCCCACCGCGAUACGAGACUCCUCUGCUUCCACCUCUCGCGCUCGUCUCGCCCAUCGAAAUGACUUCGGCAACUGCGCACCUCCUUGAACCACCCACCGCGGACUGCGUAGUCGCCGCCCACCACACAAUAGUGGACGCGCUAUGACAGGCUUCGAGACUCUCCUCUGUAUAAACUCGAGACGCUGUUGCCUUCUAUAAACGAGCCAAUCGUAGCCCUGCUUGUUCCA